This is a messenger RNA of Musa acuminata AAA Group (dessert banana), 5053 nucleotides long. Its product is annotated as protein trichome birefringence-like 31. The transcript is spliced from 10 exons. Gene Ontology annotation, molecular function: O-acetyltransferase activity. The record is from RefSeq and is a predicted model, not a curated record. Gene Ontology annotation, cellular component: Golgi apparatus. Lineage: Eukaryota; Viridiplantae; Streptophyta; Magnoliopsida; Zingiberales; Musaceae. The coding region runs from base 3691 to 5004 and encodes 437 amino acids.
GUCGUUGUCCGACCCUUCUUUCUUCUUCGUCUCCGACUCCAAGAAACGACGCAAAGCCCUAAUCUCGAUCGGGCAUGACGACCAGCAAUCUUCCUCCGGGGGUGCUUCUUCUCGUUUCCCUGAUAUAUGUUCUGGUCCCCUUCUUCCCCCGAGAUUUCGAACGAAGAUCUAAUUUCUUUUCCUUUUCUCUCUUCCUUUCUUGAUGCUUCUUCCGGUCUCCUUCAUCCCCCGAGAUUCCGUCUUCCUAAAAUAGGGUUCUGGUCCCCUUCUUCCACGGGAUUUCGAUCGAAGAUCUGAUUUAUUUUCCUUUUCUUUCUUUCUUGACGCUUCGUUCGAACGGGAAACGUCAGCGAACCAGCACUUGGGAUCAAUGCAUCUCCAUGAGAAGAAACAUGCGCUACUUCAACGUUAUGAUUCUUGGCCAGGCAGUCUCGUUAUGAAGGUUCUUUCUAGAGGGACUACUUUAGCUGUUCCAUAUGGGUGCAUGUAGAAAGAAGACACCUUUGAUGUCCUUCAUUUCGACUGAUUUAACAAUAUCUUCUUCAAUCAUCUCUUGUUGUUGUCAUCAGUGUCAUCGGGUACAUGGAGUCCUGCAAAGUUGCCUUCAUCCUCAUGGACUGUUCAUACCACUCCCUUGUUGCUCAGAGGGUUUAAGACUCUCUCUUUUUUCAUUGAGUUUUGCAGUUGCUGUCCAAACCUUCUUAAAACUCUGUCUCAGGGGCUCAAAGGAUACUGCUGCUGCUGCUCUGGCCCUAGUCGGAAGAAAUGAGUGGGCACUGAAGGCCAAUAAGAUAAUGGUCGAGGUGCAACCAGUGAACAGGAAGAGUGCCCAAAAGCUGUCCAAGCUUAGGCUCUCCUUUUUCCUCUCGUUGUCUGGGGUUGGAGAGCUGGACAAGGCGACCGAAAACCACUUCUUUUCUAGGUUAUUUAGUGCCCCGUUCUCUGCUAGUUGCAGUAUGACUUGGGAGAAAUCAGCAACCAGAGGAGAAUCUUUGGGGAACACCUGAGUUAGAGGAAAAGCAGGGAUAGAUAAGAUGAGACUGACUCACAAAGCCAAACCCGCCCAGCCUGUGUGUCUCCCCACUGACCGUGAAAUCGUUGUACCGGGAGAGGAACACCCUGAUAUAAGGCGUCUCAAGCCUAACACAUCCUUCAGGUACUUGAGAACAAAGGCGUCGCCAUCAUAGCCAACCCUACUUCCUGGUGACACCGCUCCAAGUUUCUCAGUAACUAGUAUGGAGCUGAGGUUCGCUGUAAAGCUGGAUGUCAAAAUGAAGACCACAAGCAGCCACACAACCAUCACCGUUUUCGUGUAGUAGUUGUGGAUCCUUCCUUCAUGGUUAAGAAAAGGAAACAUGACACGGGUCAGGUAAAUCACUGGUAUGACAUACAAUGUCAAAUCCUGAUCGAUUCGGUUUACCAUGGGCGAAGAAGAUGGUGGAGAAAAUUAGCCACAGCGCAGCUCCGAGCUGGACGCACCAAGUGCCAUGGAACUCGGGAUUACUGUCGCGUUCCAGGUACCACAAAACGCCUGCGGUGUAGAUCAGGGUGGCAAGGAUAAGGAACCACACGUCUCUCGUGAAUGGCUUUAUGAGCAUCCAUGGCGUGUGGUUGGGUCUCAAGGGCACCAUCAUCGCAAGGCCUGAUGAGAGAAUCGGCUCGGUGAACGAGACAUCCACCGCCCGUUUUGCCAGGAUCGUGAAGUCCCCCACCGCUGCAUCGAUUACCUGGAACAACAUUUUUGAUGCAUCAGAGCUCGACUCACACUUGCUACGAAGAAAGAUCAUCUAUGUACCUGCAAAGGGACCCGAUUCACGAGAUCAUCGUAGGAGCCAGCGAAAGGUAUGAACUCGUAAUACAGAUCAUAGCUCAAGUGUUUCAGAAUCUCCCGAAAGACGUCAAUGCAGAAUCCGGUUAUCCCCUUCACCUUCCCAGUACUGUCAUCGUAUUCCACCUUCACGAAUUGAUCGAAGGUCGUGUGAUUGGGUACUCCGAUCCUUAGCAUGCCCCACCCACCUGGGGUCCUCUCAGUGCCUCCUGGCCAGAACACCGGACGCAGGACAUCCACCACCGGCCUCCCAUGCCCCAUCUCCGUCUCCUCCUCGAAGAAACCAUAUCCCUCUGACCAAAACCCUAGCUCCCUGUAACUCCUUCCUACUACGUUUAGGACACGGAAGGCCGAGUUUCGUCUACCGUCCUCAGGCAAGCUCCCCUCUCUUGUGAAGCUUAUGGAGCCACUCAACCCAGAAAAAUUGCCCAGUAGGACACCUUCCAACAACGCGAUGCUGCUUCUGUUCUCGGCCCUUUCUGCUGCCGCAUGAGCCAGAACAUGCACCGCGUCGUACGCUCGGACUGCAUGCAUCCCCGGUUGCUUACCCUUUGGUCCGUACUCUUGGUCGAAUCUUUGCUGGAAUUCCGAAGAGAAGUCGUGGAAGAAGCUGGUGGUCGUGUUGACGUAGGUACUGAUUCCUAUCACACCUUGCAUGUAAGAAGAGAUGAAGGAGGAGCUGAGAUCGGUGGAGUCGAGGAGGGCGGUGAUGUCGUCAUUCACAAUCCAUACGUGACCCUUUGCCAUCAUCCCCAGCAGCUUUGCCUCCUUGAACAGAUGGACGGCCAGCUCUGGUGAGGAUCGCAGGACGAUGAACAACUUCGAUAGCUGUGGAGGGACGUGCUUCAGCUUCUGGCGAACUGUAUCCGCUGCGUCGACGUCGGAGACCGUGUGCCAUGGUGGGAAUGCUAUAUGGUAGUCGAUCCGAGAACCACCGGCUCGAAGCGCAUCAGAAAGGAGAGGGAGGACUCCAGAUAUGCUGCCAUAGCUAUCAUCUUCGUACAGUACUAUGACUCUCCUCCAGUUGUAUGAUCUCACGACGUCAGAGAGGCAGCGCGCCUCGCCGGAGUUCGGAUACGACAUCCGAACCAAGAAAGGCAUCGGUGACGAGGGGGUUGGUGUCGUGGCGAGAGAGAUUACUGGAAUUCUUGCAGUGCUGCCAAGUCUUGCCAAGACCGCGACCUCCGGCCAUGUCCCCGCGCCGAUGAUUGCUUCUGCUCCCCAGUUCAUGAGAUCUUGAGCUGCACCACCACAGAUGUAUGCAUGGUAUCAGCAAUAGAUUCUCUUGCCAUUAAAAGAAGAAAUGAAUCACCUUUCGUGUAUAUUUCGAGGGGGUCGGCGCUGCUGCUAAACUCUCUGACACUUAGAAGAAGCGAUGAAGAAGAAGAGUUGAAGUGUCGGGCUGCAAUCUCAAUUGCCACCUUCUUCUCUCUCCCGACGCGAGACUCGGUGUUUACCAGCGCACCAAUGUAAACGCUAGCUGCUUUGGCGCAAUAGAGAGAGGAGCAGAAGAAGAGGAACGAGAGGAGAGAAGCACGCAUGUUGUUCUACUACAUCUUCUACGCAUCAAACAUCUACAAACUCUGCAUAUUCAAGAAACAGUUCCAGGCUGGCGAAUUCCAAAUCUUGGACCAAGAAAUCACUCAGAAAUUCACUUCGCCGACUUUGACUUUACAGGGUUGACUUACGUUUGACUUGGAAUCAGUGUGAUCAGCGACUGUGGCAGCGAAGUUUUUGGAGUGGAAACGCAUGCCGCGACUUAAAGUUGUUGACCCCAACAGGAGCGAUCCUUCUCUUGGAUUUCCAUCUCCACAAGCAACAAGAACCAUGUCUUUCAGCUUACUCUUGUGGUGGUUGGAUUCAUGUUUGUUGGACACUUCAAGUGCAAGGCAUCAUCCGAUGACAGAACCAACAAAGGAAAAGGGGAAGCAAAGAUGACUUCUCCUCCUCCUCCUCCUCCAUAUUUCUCACCCUCCAAAAUGUGGCUGCCACAUUCCAACCAAUCUCUCUUAGCUCUCUUCCUCUUCGUCUCGGCGUCGAUUCUGGUCGUCGGCACACUGCGAACGAUCGUAGAGUUUUCUUUCCUGACUAAAAUCUAUUUCUCGACAACUCAUGGAGACCCUGCUGACGUACUCGAACAAGGAUGCAAUCUCUUCCAAGGGAGGUGGGUGUUGGAUGAGCACAACUCUCGCCCUCUCUACACCGAGGAGAGCUGCCCCUACUUGACCAGGCAAGUGACCUGUGGGAGGAACGGGCGCCCGGACUCCCUCUACCAGAAGUGGCGGUGGAAACCGGACGCAUGUGAUCUGCCAAGGUUCGAUGCUUUGAAGUUGCUGGAGAGGCUGAGGAACAAGAGACUCAUGUUCGUCGGCGACUCGAUACAGAGGACGCAGUGGGAGUCCAUGGUGUGCCUCCUCCAACCUGCAGUCCCCGACGGCAAACGGUUCAUCCACAAGGAUCCCCCAAGGAAGGUUUUUAUGGCGGAGGAGUUCAAUGCAUCGAUCGAGUUCUACUGGGCUCCGUUUCUAGUGGAAUCGAACUCUGAUCACGCCACGAAGCACACAGUUCAGAGAAGGCAGGUGAAGCUGGACUCCAUCACGGAACACAGCCAGCACUGGGCGGCGGUCGACGUGUUGGUGUUCGAGAGCUACGUUUGGUGGAUGUAUCAGCCUCUCAUCAACGCAACAAAUGGCUCCCAUGACGUCCGCGAGUACGAUGUCGCCGCCGCAUAUGAACUGAUGCUGAGGACCUGGGCAAAAUGGAUCGACUCCGCUAUGAAUCCCGACACACAGAAGGCCUACUUCAUGAGCUUAUCACCAACCCAUCUUUGGAGCUGGGAGUGGAGGAACGGGAGCAACGGGAACUGCUUCAAUGAGUCGUACCCGAUUCAGCGGCCAUUCUGGGGAGCAGAAUCCAGCUUAGAUGUCAUGAGAGCAGUGGCAGAAGCUCUGCAAGGGUUGAAGGUGAAGGUGACGAUGUUGAACAUCACGCAGCUAUCGGAGUUCCGCAAGGACGCUCACACCUCCGUGUACACCGAGCGAAGAGGAAAGCUCAUCACGGGCGAGCUGAGAUUGAAUCCAGAGAUGUACGCAGACUGCAUCCACUGGUGUUUGCCGGGUGUUCCAGAUACUUGGAACGAGAUCUUGUAUACGUACUUGAUACACGGUGGUCACUAAGCAUCUGUCGUAGUACAUGAGAAUUAUACACCAUACAUUCUUCUUCUUC